Molecule: messenger RNA, 666 nt
Organism: Knipowitschia caucasica
Lineage: Eukaryota; Metazoa; Chordata; Actinopteri; Gobiiformes; Gobiidae
Source: the annotation of a GenBank genome assembly
AUGCAAGUUAUAAGCUGUCUGUCCGAGGUUGACACUUUUAUUAAACGAGUGGAGGAUGAGUCACACUCCAAAUAUGUCUGUGUAUCAGUGGAUCGCGGCUUCACCAAAGAAGAUUGGCAGCCUUUACCUAAGAACAGAGUGUACUGGCAGUGGUCUGGUGGAGGAGGCUCGCCGUCCAUAGAAUUCACCGGGGUCCCAUUUAUGUUUGUUGGGGGGAAAAGACUUGGGUGCCAUCGAGGUAAAGACCGUGCUGUUGCGCAGAAAAAGAAGUACGCAGCAGAGAAAGCUAAAAAGAUGAUGGAUGACGAGACCAUUGUGAGUCAGACAUCUCUUUCACAAUAUACUAAAAAAGUUGGAUGUCCAGCUACUAUAUGCAUCAGCAAGAUUGCAAUGUUCCCUAAAUUCAGGCUUGGGGACAAUAAGGAGAGAACUCGUAAGAAAGCCUCCAAGGCCCUGAAACAAGCUUUACAGCAAGACCCUGUGGUGUGGGAGACCUGCUUCGUUCUCACGCACCACAAAGAGCACAGCGGACAUGAGAGGGAUGAAGUGAUUGUUGCAAAAAAGAAGAGAAGGAAAAGACUCAAGAAUAUUGAAACUGAAGCCACCCUACAUGAAAUGCCAUUUCACGUUGUCCCACUGCAAGUAUCAGAUUGUGAAUCAGAAUAG